Aspergillus brunneoviolaceus CBS 621.78 is the source of this 747-nucleotide messenger RNA. RefSeq lists its product as uncharacterized. The transcript has a single exon. NCBI's taxonomy places the organism in Eukaryota, Fungi, Ascomycota, Eurotiomycetes, Eurotiales, Aspergillaceae. The record is from RefSeq and is a predicted model, not a curated record. Bases 1 to 747 code for a protein of 248 amino acids.
AUGCACUUCCACCCCGAAGUCGUCUUCCUUGGGGGGCUCGGCCUCCUCAUGGGCGCCAGCAGCUCCCCGCUCCCCUCCCGCCCCUCCACCCCGCUCCCCGAGGACUCUGCCUUGGCCCUCAGCCCUAAUACCACCACCGGUAAACCCCUCCCCGACCUAACUCAUCUCACCAUCACCCCCCGCGAGAAGGACACCAACGUGGAGAUCGUCUGCCACGACCACGUCUUCACCCGUGACCACGUCAAGGCCGCCGUCAAGCAGGCCAAGCGCAUCCACGAGGCCAAGGAGGAGCACCCGCACGACUACGCCGAGUUCCCCAAGCCCCUGGACCGCCGCGCCAGCGAUCUGUUCAACAAGCGCGACGAACUGUUCCAGUUCCCGCUCGUGGCCGACGGCGUCUACGACGGCAAGGCCGAUGUGACCGGGCGUGAGUUCGUGAUCGUCGACAAGAACUUUAAGUGUAAGGGGGCGGUGCGGUACUAUGAUGACCAUGGGGAGGACAAGGGCCAUGCGGAUGCGUGCUAUGCGCGGAAGCGGAAGGAUAAGGAUGGGAAGGGCAAGGGCAAGGGCAAGGAUAAGGAGAAGCGUAAGGGUGGUGGUGGCGGCGCAGGCGGCGGCGGUGGCGGUCAUGGCGGCGGUGGUCAUGCCAGCGGUCAUGCCAGUGGUGGCCAUGGUGGUGGCCGGACAGGUGUUAUCGUUGCUGGUGGUGCCCAUGGGGCUGACGAGGGGAAUUACGAUGUUUGCUAG